Messenger RNA from Patella vulgata (common limpet), 10472 nucleotides. Its product is annotated as ankyrin repeat domain-containing protein 13C-A. Bases 1 to 1308 code for a protein of 435 amino acids. Gene Ontology annotation, cellular component: cytoplasm. Gene Ontology annotation, molecular function: protein binding. The record is from RefSeq and is a predicted model, not a curated record. The transcript has 13 exons. Lineage: Eukaryota; Metazoa; Mollusca; Gastropoda; Patellidae.
AUGGCCGACGAUGUUGAGUUUGGAGAAUAUCCAUUACAUCAAUGCGUGUUUAAAGACGAUUACAGACGAUUGUCACAACUCAUAAGAACACACGAUGUCUCUCUAAAAGAUAUUCAUGGUAAUACACCAUUACAUCUUGCUGUCAUGCUGGGACGGAAUGAAUGUAUCCAGCUUUUAUUGGUGCAUGGUGCUCCGGUUAAAGUAAAAAAUCUUCAGGGUUGGACUCCAUUAGCUGAAGCUAUCAGUUAUGGUGACAGACAAACAAUUUUAAGUUUAUUACGAAAGUUGAAGAAACAAUCUCGUGAUGUUUUAGAAGAUCGACGACCAGCCUUAAUACGAGCUCUGAAAAAUAUUGAUGACUUUUAUUUAGAGUUAAAAUGGGAUUUUCAUAGUUGGGUUCCUCUAGUGUCGCGGAUAUUACCGUCUGAUGUAUGUAAAAUACACAAACGUGGACCAUGUAUACGCUUGGAUACAACGCUAGUUGAUUUUAAUGAUAUGCACUGGGAAAGAGGGGAUAUAACUUUUGUAUUUAACGGAGACGCACCGCCAAAACAGUCCUUAACAGUAUUAGAUAAUAAACAGAAAGUUUUUCAACGAAUAAGAUAUCAGGAAAGUGAAAUGGAAUUAGAGGAUGAAGUUGAUAUUUUAAUGUGUAGUGAUAUUAUGGCCGCUCAGAUGUCUACGAAGAAUAUAACGUUUUCUCGAGCUCAGAGCGGCUGGUUAUUCCGGGAGGAUAAAACAGAAAUGGUGGGUAAUUUUAAAGCUGAUUUUUAUGCUGUAAAUAACAUGACCUUGGAAUCUCGUAAAAGACGUGAGCAUUUAUCAUCGGAAGAUAUACAGAAAAAUAAGGCAAUAAUAGAAAAUAUAAGUAAAGGUGGCUGGGAUAAUUGCGAGUUUGACCGGCGCCAGUCUCUACCUCCUCCACCAGUACCUAAUGUAUCUUGGGAAGACUAUAUCAGUUUUAACCCAGGUAAUCCGCCCACGUUAGGUCGUACACCUAUCGCUAAAGAGAACUCGAAAGGUUUUCGUGCAACUAUUGCUAUGAGUGAAGAUUUUCCGAUGACAGUCGAGGUGUUAUUGGAUGUGUUAGAGGUUGUAGCACCUUUUAAACAGUUUCAGAAGCUCCGUGAAUUUAUGACCUCAAAAUUACCCACUGGUUUUCCUGUCAAAAUAGAAAUCCCUGUGUUUCCGACUGUCUCCGCUAAAGUAACCUUUACGUUCUUCGAAUGGCGAAACGACUUAGAAGACUAUUUAUUCCAACUACCUGACGAUUAUCGUGAAGAUCCAAACAGAUUUCCAGAUUUAUGACUCUACACGGAAAUUAAUUUCUACCAUAUCUUAAUGAGUUUAAAGGAAAUUCCACCAAUCGUCCCGGCGGCUGAGGUUUUCUACGACACCGACGAUGAGAUUAACAGCAACGUAGAAGCUGAUGGUCAGUUUUUAUCAGUCGGUCUGGACUUGCCGAUGACCAAUUUAGGAAAUUCUAGUACAGAACUCACUUUGUUGUUUUGACGGAACUGAAUCUUGAGACCUUAUAAGGGCAUGAUUUUUAGAAUCAUAAAACUGGACUUGCCAAUGACCAAAUUAGGAAAUUCUAGUGCAGAUCUCACUCUGAAAUUAAAUCUCGAAUCCGUAUAAGGCCAAUAGAGAGGUUUCGCAACUUAACAGUUACACCUACAUUUACAUUUAGAUAAGUGUAACUGUUAAGUUUCGCAAAAUUCACAGUUAGACUUAAUAGGUGGUGACACGAACUUGGACCUUCAUCACGGAUAGAUCGUCGAAGAUGAGAUUACUAAAGCAUGCACAUGUUUUGUCUCAGCCUUUUCUUAUUUUGUUUACAUGAAGGAGAAAGUCUUCUCUGUGGAUUAAUUCCAUGAAAACCACGAUUCAGAGAAAAAUUAUGGACUGGAUUAUAGAAAUUAAACAAGGUUUAACUAAGUGUUGUGAACUUACAGGUAUGGGGGGCUGCUAUCUUUUCGAACACACAUUUAUGACACAUGAUUCACGUCAUAAUACGUCACAAAACCGAUGACGUUUAACUGUCUAAAUGUAAAUGUUAGUGUAAAUGUAAAGUUGCGAAUUUCUCUAAUGUUUUUAAUAUGAUAAAACUUACGAAUGAUUUUAUGCAUCUACAACAAUCGCCAUCUGCUGUAGACAAUUGUUGCCAUUUUUACUUUUUGUAAUUGAAAUGGGUUAUGGUGCUUAAUGGAAGUAUGGUAAAUCAUCAAGGCCAAUUCACAUUCUGUCUUUUAUCAACAGAAGUUCGAUGUUUGAUUGUAUCUUAUCAUUCAGCCAUAUUUGUUUUGGUGUUCAUGUUUGUAAUGGCUGUGGUUUGAAUUGACAAUAAUUCGUCGCUUGUCUGGCGAACCGACAAAUCUGAAAUAUUUAAGUAUUGAGAAUUAUGAGUUUGAAAUUUGCGCUCUGUUGUUAUCUCUAUGUCCAUCAAAUAAUAACGUUUAUGUAAAUGACGUACCGUGUCCUGAUGUAUAUGUAUGAAAUAUUAAAUCAUAAAAAAAUGUUAAUAUUUGAUGGCUAAAGAGAUAACAACAGAAUCGCAAAUUGCUAACGCCUAAUUCUCAAUACUUAAAUAUUUCAGAUUAGUCGGUUCGCCAGACAAGCGACGAUAUUGACUGAUUAUUUCUUAUAAUCAGAUUGAUUAUCAUCGAGAUCUGGUCGUUGAUUAAAGGCUCAAUACCACUCUUGUUGUAACUGAAUAAUAUGUCCCAAUCUUUAUUCUGGUCAACAAAUUGUACUCUUUUAGAAUAUUUCAAUUAAUUGAUGAUACAAAUUUCAUCUUAACAUCUGUACUAUUUUAGAAUAUUUCAAUUAAUUGAUGAUACAAAUUUCAUCUUAACACACCUUAUUUAAACAUUUUGAAAAAGUCAACAUAAUGGUUUGAAACGUCUAACGUAAACCUUUUCAAAUGAAACUUCGAUUUAAAAAUAUUUUCGAACCCUCUGGACAAGUAAAAUAGGAUGUAAUGGAUAAUUUACACAACAGGUAGGACACUUAAACAUCUAGUACUUAGAUAGAGAUAUUAUUUAUUUUCUGGAGCUUUUAAGCCAGCAAGAGUGUUAUUGUCCCUUUAAGACACUUCUUAUUUUGUAAUUUUAUCUGUUACACUCUUCUAAUAAGGGUCAGGGAUACAUGUCGGUAGCGUUUAUGUGUUACACUCUUCUAAAAGGGGUCAGGGACUUUAAGUAUGAUAAGACGUUACCAUGGUGAUAUUUUAUUUUAUUUUAUUUUAGAAUUAUAACAAGGUACAAGUUGACCUAUUUGUUUAUAUUUAUUCUCUCUUAGUGAAGAAAAGUUUUCUGUCAUCCUCACAAAUGUCAAGAUAUUGUAACAUGUGUCUGGCGUGGGGGUUGGAUGGCCGAAUGGUUAGCACGUGUGCGCUGUAUCAUCAGGGUCGUAAGUAGAUCAGAGCAACGAGGGGGGCGGGAAGUGUUCUCAGGGGUGCUGUAAAAUUGACGGACAAUGUAUAUCUAUUUAUUUUAUGGUCGAACAUUUUUUCACUGGGAGGGGGGGGGCGAAACUUUUUGCACCCCCCUAGUUAUGGGCCUGUGUAUCAUAAGGUCUGUAAUUGAGUCAACUAGCGUGGUUUUGAUUCCCUGGUUGUACAUUACAAGGAGUAGGGUUGCCUGUCCAACCUCGUGGGUUUUCUCCGGGUCCUCUGUUUUCCUCCUACUGCUAAAGACCCCUACGCGCCAUCGAAUGAUUGAAAUAAAAUUGAACCAUGUGUUAGUCCUGAAAUGACCUAUUUUGUGUAGAGUGGACUUUAAUCUCUCUCUCUAUCUCUCUCUGUAUAGUAUGUCAGAUAGGUAAAACAUUUUGAAUUAUAUAGUUCUAUAUCAAUAUGUCGUUGAAUGAACCAAUGCUGAGGAAUGAUCGACGGUGAUAAACAGUAUGGUUGGCAUUAACACCAUGAGGAGUCACUCCAUUGAUUCUGCUCCAUGGUAUUUCAACUAAAAAAAAAGAAUUGGCACCAGCAAAAUAUGUGUGUGAAAAUAUCUCUAUGCAACAUAUAUUUAACUAAUUCUCCAUGACAACAGAUGCAUGUAACAAUAUCUUAACAUAAUGAGAGGAUGUGGUUUUAUGGGUAAGGGUUAGAAGUUGUUUAUAAUAUCUACAUCAAUUAUCGUUUAAUAGAAUCUCAUCUUUUUCUUAGUCAUAGUUCAGAUUUCAUUGAAAAUAUAAAUUAUUAAUUAGACCUUUAUUUACACGACAAGCUCAAAAUCAUCUCUGUAGACCCACGGAUCACUUGGAUACAGUUUGGAUUUAAAUUAAUAAAUGGCGGACCAAGCUUACGUUUACCGUUAGUCGCUGAUGUUACUACUGGAAAUUGGUGAUGAAAGGCCUGUCAAGCGAGGCUAUCAUAGCCAUUGAGCACGUUACUUGAUAAUCGAGAAUAUGUCGUUGGAGUUAUCGUUAAUCAAUAAAACGAUCACCAAUUCUAAUAGACGGUGCAGACACAAUUGAUGCCUAUUUCUAGUCCAAACUUCCAACAGUGACAAUUCUGUUCAGAACAAAGUAAUUUGACUGAAAUUUUCCACAUAUUCUUUUAUUAUCAUCUAUUUUUGAAUUAUUAUACCAAGAAUGGCCAACUCUUUAUAAUACUCUUAACUAAUGUAUCUUUAGAUGCAUUGUAUUUAAAGAAAUCAUUCAUUCUUAAAGGACAAUAUUGGCGUCAGUCAUUAUCACAUAAUGUGAUAGAACUGGUUAAGCAUGUUCCAAAUAUAAUUUUAACACAGAGAUCAUUGCUACGAUAGAUGAGUAGAUGUAGUUUCUACAAAAGGAAGUGACGAACACAAAAGGAAAUCAUUCGUCCGAAUGUAGAAUUCAUUAGCCAAUCACCACUCAUAUCGUCAAGUCAUGGGAUAGUUUGAAGACAUAGACGGCGCCAUGUUUAAUCAUGAGACGUGAAAGGUGAUGCAAUCGACUGGUGAAUCGGGCGAAGCAUUCGCCUAGUAUGUCCACCCAUUCGGCCGAAUAAAAUUCGGCACCGAUUCAUUCGGCCGAAUGAUUCGGCUAAUGUGUCCACUGCUUAACUUAUGUUUUCCUUUUGUGUUCAUCGCUUCCUUUUGUAGAAACCUUAUGAAUAUAAUUAGAUACCUUGUAUUUUAAAAAAAUCAUCCGUUCCUACAGAAGAUACAUCUGGUUAUCUUCAGGAUUUGUAAAUGUAUAUUUCAGAAGAAGUGCAUAUAUAUUUUUUAUUUUGAUUUUAAUAAUUUUCUAGUCAAAGUUAUGUAAACUUAAUUUAUUGGAUAAAAUCUAUGCUGAGGUCUAAAUCAAUUUGAAGAUCCUCACAUAAGCGAUGUUUUGUUUAAGAGGCUUUUGAGAAGUGUAAAUUUAAAAAAAAAAAGAAGGAUUUGGUACCUCUCUAUUUAUGUAAAGGUAUAUAUUCACACUACAUCAACAUUUAUCAUAUAUAUAUAUAUAUUCUAUUGGAAACAGUGGGGUUGGGUCGCCGAAUGGUUAACACAUGUGCGCACCCUGUAUCAUACUGUGUCAUUAAGUCAACUGGCGUAGUUUCGAUUCCCCGGUUGUACGUGACAAGGACUAGGGUCGCCUGUCCAACCUUGUGGGUUUUCUCUGGGUCCUCUGGUUUCCUCCUACUGCUAAAGACCCCUACUUGCAAGUGAAUUAUGGAAAUAAAAUCGAACCAUAUGUUAGUCCCGAAAUGACCAAGUUUGUGUCGAGUGGAUGUUAAACCCCAUUUCUCUCUCUCUCUCUCUAUUGGGAACAGUGGGGGAGUUGGGUGGCCGAAUGGUUAACAGGUGCGCAUUUGAUCACAAGAUCUGUCAUUGAGUCAAGGAGUAGGGUAGCCUGUCCAGCCUUGUGGGUUUUCUCUGGGUCCUCUGGUUUCCUCCCACUGCUAAAGACUCCUGCGCGCAAACGAAUUAUUGAAAUAAAAUAGAAACAUUUUUGUCCAGAAAUGACAUAGUUUGUGUCGAGUUGACGUUGAAACCUGUUUCGCUCUCUGUAUUGGGAAUAAUUUCACGGUUUGAAAAAAAUCCUUUAACUCUGGAAACUCAUUACCAUAGAAAUCCACUUUUACAAUUGUAUGUAUAUUUUUGCUCAGAUAUUAUCUUUGUGAUUCAUGUGAUGCUUCAUCAUCAACACAUUGGUGUGCACGUAAAAGAUCCCUUGACAGUUGGAAUUCGAUAUAAGAGUAGGCCGUAGUGCUGCUGUCCGGGCAAAAUUUUCUUCAUAGCACACUGUAUGGUGUAUGCCCGUCUUCAUUAGCCCAGUCAGAGCAAAACAGUUGGACGUUAAACCCCAUUUCAUUUCAUUUCAUUUCAUUUCUGAUCAGGUCGCUCAAUUGUCAGCUCGGUACAUUCUAUGUUCUGCCAAAUUGCAAUCUAGCCACAGUUCUGUUGAAUCAUGAAGGAAUCAAACAUUUAAAAAAAAUAAUCAUAUUCAAUUGGUUCUUGUUCAAAAUUCGCAAUCAAUCGUAAUCUCACGUAAAGUGGAGGUGCAGUGGCUCAGACAUUUGCUUGCUAAUCUGGAGGUCCUGUGUUCAUUCCCGGUGUUGGCUGAGAAAGGUUAUCGACUUGUUUCCCCCUUGUCAGUGGUGCUGGACAGAGAGCCAGACAAAAUUUCCAUCAUAGCAGACUGUAUGGUGUUGCCAUCUUCAUUAACCCAGUAGGCGGAGAGAACAGUAGGACAUUAAACCCCAUUUCAUUUCAUUUCUCUCGUGAAGUGAUGAAUUCACAUGCAAUAUCCAUUUAUAGUCCGUGUUAUGGAGACUAGAAUGGUCAUUUUCAACGAAUUGUUCAUUUUGUAUUAUAUCCCACAUCAUCUAAAGAUCUGUAAUGGGUAAGGCGCAGGCCCAUGAACCAGGAGGUCAGGUUUCGAUUUCGUUGUCGGUCGAAAGAAUCCCCCAGGAUUUUUCAGCGUUGUUUCCCAUGACUGUAGUGCUGGCCAAGAGGGUAUGAAAGCACCUUGUCGAGUCAUUCCGAUGAAAGACCAAGGUCCUGUGUACUGCACGUUGGCUUAGCUAGUAUGUAAAAGCACCCAUGACAGUUAGAAUUCGAUAUAAGCGUCACUGUACGGACAAUAUCACCUCUAAUAGUGUAUGCCCAUCAUCAUUAGCCCGGUAGGUGCAGAAAGGUAGAACAUUAUACCCCAUUCCAUUUCACGUCAUUUAUAAAUUGCUUAUAAGGCCAACUCAAAUCAAAGAUUUAUUGACGAUGAAAUCUGUUGAGAAAAAACCUAGGCAAUACGAUUUCCUUUGUUAUUGUAACUAAGAGUUCUGUUUAGUUAUCUGACAGUUAAUCUAUAAUGUGAGUUGGCCUUUAAUCAUUUUCUCGAAGCAGUGGUAACAAGCAUAAUCAGCUUUUUUUAGACAUUGCUACACGACCGUUGAAUUAUAGUUUACACUUGUGGAUUGAUCAAAAAUUAUGCCUAUUAAACUUAUAUACCUCACUCAGUAGAUCGAAUAUUUGUCAACAGAGCUCAAAUAGGAGCGAACUGGUUAGCCUUUGGCAACAGAGCUCAAAUAGGAGUUAACUGGUUAGCUUUAGGCAAUAGAGCUCAAAUAGGAGCUGACUGGUUAGCAUUAGACUAGAGUUCAAAACCUCUGCUGACGACCAUCAAUUGAGUUUAUCGGUUUGGAGUUCCAUUGCAAUACCAAGUCGCAGUUGCAGAUAAAUUGUGGGUUAAAAUCUCUAGUCCUGUCUAUCAAGUUGUAACAAAUGUGGACUCAGUUUUUAGAGGAGGCCUGUCUUCAUUAGCCCAGUUGGUGCAGAACAGUUUGACGUUAAACUCCAUUUUAUUUCAUUUCAUUUCCGAAAGAAAGCCUGUUUUCUAGUUUUGCCCGACCCUCGAUAUCCCCAGUGGUAUUGCUCCGUUUAAGAUGGGUUAGCCUACCUCCAAACAGAACCAGGGGCAGAUAACUUUUCACAAACACAAGUUUAAUAUAGUCGAUCCGUGAUGUUGCCAUGGUGAAUAGUCUGAUACUACUUGUACCAUUGCUUUAGAUACCUGGGUCCUGUUUCACAAAAUUUUAACUAAGAUAAAAUCCAAAUUUUAGUAAUUUGAUAAUAUUAGAUUGAUUUUAGUGCUUAGCCAAUCAAAAUUGAAGUAUCUACCAAAAUUUAGAUUUUUUCUUUAGUUAAGAUUUCGAGAAACAGGGCCCUGGUCUUUAGCGUGCAAUAAUCACCAUCAUACUAUUAUUAAUAUUAUCAGUAAAAUAUACUAUACAUUAUAUGGUAGAAUUGAUACCCAGUCUGUUGAUACCAUUACGAUAACCUAUGUAUUGUAGAAUUGUUACCGGUGAUUAUGAUAAACAAUUUAUAUUGUACAGCAUUCCCACCAUUCGUUUGUACGGCAUCCAUUUAAAUUCUAUCUAUUGUUUAUAAAGCAGUAGCUUUAAAACCUAGACCAGUCACUAGGGCCUAACUAAACAGAGGUAUACUAUAUAUAAUAGGCUAAAUCUAUUUGUUAAGGCCAGCUCAAUAUUUGUCAAGGUCGUUGAGAUUUAAAUAAGGUUAGGGGACGUGAUUGUUGGCGAGAUUGUAGGGUUAGGGUAAGCGUUGGGGCUGGGUCCUGGGUUAGUUUUAGGGUUGGGACUAGUGCUAGCCCUGUUUACAGCUUGUGACCUAUGAGGAAAAAUUGAGCUGGCCUUAUCAUUUAGCAUUAAACUGUGGUAACCUAUGUAUGUGUUAAUGCAAGUGUAUGUAUAUGGUGUUACACGUCAUCAGGUGUAAUAUUAUAUGGACCUGUAACUGACGUACACAUCAAGUACCUGUACUCACAGGUGAGUUGCCAGCAGGGUAUUAAAAAAAAGGACACGGGUAAGGAAAGUACACCCAUCAGACAUCAAAAUUAUCAAAAAAUAGUUAUUGCCUCACCAUGGAAAAAGCCCUCUUUAGGCGAUUUUCAUUUCUUGAUAAUUUUGAUGCCUAUUGGGUGUACUUUCCUUAGAUAAUGUUCAAUACCUGUGUACUUUUUUUGUAAUCUGCCGGUAGCUCACCGGGGAUGUGUGUAACUGACGUACACAUCAAGUACUUGUAACUAGCCUACACACCAAGUACUUGUAACUAACAUACUCUUCAUCAAACCGGGUCCAAGUCCCACAUUUAUUAAACAUGUGUUAUGGGUGUUGUUCCGAUCGUAAAACCCUGGUCACUUAUUAUCUAAAAUAUAUAUACUGUAUAUACCGUGUAGAUCCUGUCCUUGUUGUACCAUGUCCAAAAUAAACACAACUGUUCAAUGGAAAACAAUUACUACGAUCAAUUGUUUAUAUGGCAUUUAGUAAUUGAACCGAAAAUCACAGGUCACAAUUCUAUGGAAUACAAUUACUGCUUAUUACUGACCGACGUUUCUUGAUAACGGGGGAUCACGUGGCUAAGUGGGUAAGACACUAGCUCGCUAGCCUGGAGGUAGGGUGUUCGAUCCCUGCAUUGGCCGAAAAAGUUCAUCCAGAUUUUCCGGCGUGGUUCUCCCUUGUCAGUGAUGCAGGACGGAGGGGCUGACAAGGAAAGCUGUCUAGUCGUUCGGAUGGUACGAAAAACCGAGGUCCCGUGUACACAUUGGCGUGCACGUAAAAGAUCCCUUAGCAGUUGGAAUUUGAUACAAGAGUAGGCCAUAGUACCGCUGUCCGGGCAAAAUUUCCCUCAUAGCACACUGUAUGGCGUAUGCCCGUCUUCAUUAGCCCAGGUUAGGAGCAGAACAGUAGGACGUUAAACUCCAUUUCAUUUCAUUUCAUUUCUUGAUAAUGUCUAGAGAAGCCUAACAGUAAUUAUAUUCCAUAGAAUUGUGACCUGUAUACUUUUUUACGAUGAUUCUCUGUCAUUUGCUCCGAUGGUUUAAUGGUCAAGCGCGGGGCAUUAAGUAAUAUAUUGAUACUGCACGAGGUGUUAACCGAGUGUUGUUUCAAUAUAUUACGCAAUGUCUUUAGCUCGAGACCAUUAAACAACUUAAAAUACAGACACGAUUCCGCACAUGCUUUUGAAUGAAAUAAGUCACAUGAGUCCAAUAUUUCAUCUAAUAUCGAUUGGCAAAUUGCCUGUACAUUAUUGGAAAUAAUGAUACGCCAACAUCAAAGGAUGACGUCACAUCUGUAUUUUAAAAUAAAGUAAGGCCUGCUUUCCAUGUACGCAUUUUCGCUAGCGAAAAAGUCGGUCUAAUGAAAAUGAAACGGAACCGUUUCUAUGUAACCGGCAAAAAUGGGCCUAAUUGUUUUCCAUAGAUUUGUUGUGUUUAUUUUGACGUGUUCAAUUAGGCCUACUAAAUGCCGUUUAAAGAGUCAACUAAUGCCGACUUUACAAAACAUGUCCAUGGUCUAUAUAUUAUUUAUUUGUGUAUAAUGAUUGUAGAUUUUUUUAGCCAUUUUAUCAACAUUGUGUAAAUAUUGUCUUAGGAACCUCAUAUCUCAUUCUCUCAUAUUUUUAUCUUUUCAGACAUUUUGUUUAUUGUGUAGUUUAUUUAUGUACCAUGUCAAUAAAAACCGUAAUGGCCGAACUACA